Messenger RNA from Salvia splendens (bonfire salvia), 1935 nucleotides. Its product is annotated as pentatricopeptide repeat-containing protein At1g80880, mitochondrial. The transcript is spliced from 2 exons. Lineage: Eukaryota; Viridiplantae; Streptophyta; Magnoliopsida; Lamiales; Lamiaceae. The coding region runs from base 87 to 1706 and encodes 539 amino acids. The record is from RefSeq and is a predicted model, not a curated record. Gene Ontology annotation, molecular function: protein binding; mRNA binding.
GGAGUAGUUCGCCUUCUCGAAAUCACCUCUAAAUAGGAUACCGGGAAAAUGAAUUGAAAACAGCAUGAAUCUCUCCCACCAAAAUCAUGGCAUCUCUUCUUCUUGUUGUUAGGAGGCUCCAAUUCCACACAUUACGCCCAAUUUCAUGCACCUCUCUAAUAUCACGUUCCAUCCCUGCUAAACUUCCGCCUUUCUUCACACAAGCAUUUCAUCAAGCACCUUGCAAACGGUGCAAACACACUCCUCACGCCGGCAGCCUGCUCCAAACUCACAGCCAGUCAAUCUACAGAAUCACCGACUUCUUGGAAUACGCGCACGAAAUCCCUGAACGUGCUCAAUUAGGUCUCCCUGAAUUUCUUGAAAGAGUUCAGAAUGCAAAGGACAUUGCUUCUGGUGAUGAGGCCAUGGCUCUCCUUGACGAUUCUGGCGUCAAGCCUGACAAAGAUUUUAUCUUUUCGGCUAUCUGGGCUUUGAGGGAAGAGUGGAAGCUGGCAUUCUUGGUGUUCAAAUGGGGUAUGAAAUGGGAUUGUGUGGUUAACAAGAUUUGGUGUUUGAUGAUAUGGUUGUUGGGUAAUCACAGCAAGUUUAGCACUGCUUGGACUGUUGUUCACGAGCUCUAUCGGGGUUCGAAGGAUGCUCGACAGGCAAUCCUGAUCAUGAUCGACAGGUAUGCAGCUGCCAAUCAGCCCGACAAAGCCAUAGAGACGUUCCACUUUAUGCAGAAGUUCACUUUUUCUCUUGAACGGAAAACAUACUUCACAUUCCUCAAUAUUCUUUGCACACACGGAAACAUUGAAGAGGCUGAAGAGUUCAUGUUUCUGAACAAGAAGUUCUUCCCUUUGGAAACAGAGAGCUUCAACAUAAUUCUCUAUGGCUGGUGUAACAUAACCGUUGACAUAUACGAAGCCAAGAGGGUGUGGCGGGAAAUGUCCAAAUGCUGUAUUGAGCCAGACUGGACUUCCUAUAUACACAUGAUCUCCGGCUAUUCCAGAGUACACAAUCUAUACGAUUCAUUGAGGUUGUACGAUGAGAUGAAGAGAAGGGGUUGGGCUCCUGGAUUGGAGGUGUAUCAUUCAUUGAUUUAUGUGCUAACUCAUGAAAAUUGCCUUACUGAAGCUCUUAAACUUGUAGAUAGGAUGAAAGAAUCAGGUCCGGUGCCUGACUCGACCACAUAUAAUCUUAUCAUACGUCCUCUCUGUGAAAAUGCUAGAUUUGAGGAUGCAAGAAGUGUUUUAGCUAGGAUGUUAGGAGAUGGCAUCAGCCCUACUAUUGACACCUAUCACGAGCUAUUGAAGGGAGAGAAUUCAGAAGGGGCUCUGGGAGUGCUGGAUCGUAUGAAUAAAGCUGGUUUGGGUCCAAACCACGAUACCUUUACUUGUAUGCUUGAUGAGUAUUUCAAAUCAGGCGAACCUGAUGAUGCGUUAAAGAUAUGGUCUGCUAUGAAGGUAUAUGAAGUAAAGCCAGAUCGCUCGUUAUAUGGCAUUAUGGUUGAAGGAUUGACAAAGUGUGGAUUGACUGAUAAAGCUCGAGAGUUCUACUCGGAGAUGAAGUCUUCAGGACUAGAAAAUGAUCUAUCUCUUAGAAAGCUCGUGGAACAACCCAGUCCCGGUCAGUGUAAAGGAAAGAUGAAAGUUGUGAGACGUAUCAAGAGAUGCAAAGGUCUCAGACAUGGUGGAAGUAAAAAGAGAAACCAUAAUAAGCAAUGAGAACGUAAGGGAGAAAGUCGAAGUUUGUUUGAAGAUCGCCUUUUAUUGUAUGCCAGAAGGAAUCUGUUUGGAAAGCUUCUGAUUGUAAAAUGGAAGUGACAAAUGUCGCAAGCCACAAGAUCAUGCUCCGACCUGACCUGACCCGACCUGACCCUCUAAACUGGUAUUGUAGAUCAUGCUUAUACUUCAAUUUAUUCUCAAACUAUAUGCUUCCUUGAUUUGAUAUUCA